Messenger RNA from Chiloscyllium plagiosum (whitespotted bambooshark), 4606 nucleotides. Its product is annotated as GEM-interacting protein-like. Lineage: Eukaryota; Metazoa; Chordata; Chondrichthyes; Orectolobiformes; Hemiscylliidae. Gene Ontology annotation, biological process: negative regulation of GTPase activity; signal transduction; activation of GTPase activity. Gene Ontology annotation, molecular function: GTPase activator activity. Gene Ontology annotation, cellular component: plasma membrane. The record is from RefSeq and is a predicted model, not a curated record.
UGCGUUCCUGUGGGAAGGAAAAAGGAUUGGGAUCAAUUAGAGCGACAAGACUCCAGGAACAGAUCCCAGCAGCUCUUAACUUGCUUUUGCAUUGCUGUGGCACAGUGAAGCGUGUUUUAUGAAACUCUUGUUCCCCAGUCAAGAGCAGAGAGCAGAGAGGAGAAGGUGAAGUGGAGAACGAUCCCCUCGAUGUGAGGGACUUGGCCAUGGGUCUGGGGGUGGAGGGAUUCCAGAACUGAGCCUGGAUCUGCCGCGCCUUUCCCAAAGUCCCCAGCCGGGCAGCUGGUGUGAAGUUCACUCCCCUUCCACGAUGGGUGAGAGUGUGAUGACAGCCAGCCAGGACUAUCGGAUGCCUCCAGGGAUUUGGGAGCCAUGCGCGCUGUCUCCUGGCUCAGGACCCUCACAGUUGACAGAAGUGGUCAGGGACUUUGCGGAUACACUGGACCAGUUCAAGGAUGCUCUCCACGUGGAAGCAGACGUCCCUGUGGAUCAAGAGUUGCUGCAGGAGAGGCUGGAGGCCAUGCUGAUGGCCCUGCAGCUUGUCAUUGACCGUUACCCCUCGCUGAAUCACAACAACAGCCUCCUGGAGACAGCUGCCUCUGUGGUGGACAUGGUGCACGGUCUGAGUGAUCAAGCCGAGGGUAAUGAAAAGCCAAGACAUUACAGUGACAUAUUCCGGGAGCUGGAUGCGCUAGAAAUUUCUUUCGGAAACUCCACAGUCGACUUCUUCAUGAUGGAAGCGGAGGACAGCUUCAUUUCCUCUGACCCAUCUCCCGAUGAAGAGAUUACGGUGAAUGAGGAUUUCUACUCAGAAUGUCGCCAGGACAUGAUUAAGGAGCGGAAUACAUUCCAAACAAACGAGGAAGAGGCCGACAAAAUGCUGAUGAGGUGUGAACGGGGCGUCGAGUCAUCCCUGCUGUAUGCCAAACUCUGGGCCAAAUAUACAAAGGAACUGCUGUCAUGGAUGGAGAGGCGGACCUCUGUGGAGAUUGAAUUCUCGAAGAGCAUGCUUCGGAUGGCUGAAAUGACCAAGAAUUCAAUCAACCAAGAGAAAUUCAUGCCUUUUCAAUACAUUUAUAUGAUGGCUCUGCAGCAUGAUAUCCAACACGGUCAGAGGACAAUUGAAUCCAGGAAUUCACUGCAGCACAACAAAUACAUCCAGCCUUUGACGUGGAGAAGAAACGAACUGGAGAAACAACGGCGGGAGUUUAAGGAACAGUGGCAGAGGGAGCAACGUAAAAUGAAUGAUGCCCUGACAGCACUGCGGAAGUCAAAACAGAUGUACCAUCAGCGCUGCGAGGAUUUUGAAAAGGCGAAACUGCAGAGCGCAAAGGCGGAGGAGGAGCAGUAUUCCAUGAAUGUCAGUGGCACUACCCCAGGCAGUGCCAGCAAGCAGCUGGAGAAACGUAGGCGGUCAAAGGAUGAAGCGCAAAUGAAGGUUCAAGAAGCUGAGAUCUAUUACAGAAACUGUGUUGUUGAGGCCAAUAGCAAGCGCAAAGAACUGGAGACAAUGAAAGUGAGGAUUAUUACACAGCUUCGUAAACUCAUCGAUCAGGGUGACCUCAUACUGAAAGAGGUCUCUGUGAACCUUUUCCAAAUGCAGGAGGAACAAAUCGAACAAGUGCCCCUGGCCUUUCGCUCACUGCAUGAGAACAUCAAACUUUAUGAGCCCGGCCAGAAAUAUUUUGAGUUUAUUCAAAACCUGGAUAAGAAGAUGCAGCCUGUGGAGUUCUAUGAAUUCGAGGAGUUUGCUACUCGCAGCAGGAGGUCAUCUAAUUUGCUCCAUCGAUCGUCAGCAUCUUCUGGUGACUUGCCAAGUUUGUCAGACGAGUUUGAAAACAAACUGAUGUUUCGAAAUGCAGUCGGGACUAAACCUGCCUUAAGUGAUUCGGAAAGCACUGGAGGAAGCAGUGAGUCACGUUCCUUAGAUUCUCCGAUGGCCAGUCCGGCUCAUUUCGGUAGGAAGUUACCAAAAACUAUGUCUUCUGUGAUAUCUCCAGAUGAAUUUGAAGAGAGAGAUUUGAUCCGAUCGAAUGAUAGCGAUUUGACUGACUUGAUCAAUGAAACUUCAGGAACAACAGGGCGUUUCAAGAAAAUCUCACUCUCCAAAGCAGCACAGACUCACCGCCUGAGGAAACUCCGAGCACCAACCAAAUGUCGUGAGUGUGAAGGCCUCAUUGUGGUGAAUGGAGCCGAAUGUGAGCAGUGCUACCUGGCGUGUCAUAGGAAAUGCCUCGAAUCGGUUGCCAUCAUGUGUGGACAUCGGAAGCUGCAGAACAAGGUCUCUCUCUUUGGUGUUGACUUUGCACAGGUUCCAAGGGAGGCAGCUGAUGAGGUCCCCUUCAUCAUCAGAAAAUGCAUAGCUGAGAUCGACAGCCGGGCACUGAAUGUACAGGGGCUCUAUCGGGUGAAUGGUUCAAAGAUUCGCAUCUCCAAACUACGCCAUUCCUUCGAAAAUGGGUGGGACCUCAUCAACAUGUCCGAGAACUCUCCUCACGAUAUUACGAAUGUAUUAACUCUGUAUCUUCGAGAGCUUCCUGAGUCGAUUGUUCUCUCCACCCUCUACAAUGACUUUAUGAACUUUGCCAAAGAGUUACACCUGGCCUGUGAAGAGCUGAAGGACAGCCAAGCCAAGGGAGUGUCUAUGCCAGCAGAUAAAGUGGCACAGCUCAUCCAGCAGGCCAAGGCCUUGCUGCAGAAGCUACCAGCCGCCAACUACAAUGCUCUGGAACACAUCAUUGGGCAUCUCUACAGAGUGACAGAACAAUGCGAAGAGAACAAGAUGUCGUCGAACAGCCUGGGAAUAAUCUUUGGCCCCACACUGAUACGACCUCCAGCUCUGGAAGACACAGCUUCCAUGACUUCCCUGGUUAGCUGUGGAUAUCAGGCUCAGAUUAUAGACUUCCUGAUCACACAAUGCAAUCAGAUCUUCGAACCUAAGCAAGACCUCAAAACCUGGCCAACAGAAAUGCCAGCAAACCAAGAGAAGGCAGCCCUGGGCACAGCAAAAGGCAGGAGCAAUUCUUCUGAGAGUCUGGUUUUGAAAAGAAAUUCAAGUGAAGGAUAUGUUUCGGACAAAUCCUCGUCAAACGAAGCUCUUGAUGACACACGGGACCAACGGAGAGAGAGCUCUGGCAGCAGCGACAUGACAGCUGCAGGCCUAGUGGAGGCAACGAGGCAGGUAGCUGAGGACUCUCACUCCCUGGAUGGCCAGGAUUGGGAAAGCGACGGCAGCGCUGAGCCCAUGUUACCUCGAUGCAACUUCAGCCGGCAGCCGGGCAAGUACCAGCGAUACGGCCAGGCCAAGAGCCGGGCCAUCAUCCCCAAACCCUCGGCUCUCCCUAUCAUCACAGCCGGCCUGCCCUCGGCUCUGACAGGGGAAAAGGAGAAUACCCGGGCUGUCCCCGACAGCGGCGUGGUGGUGGCAGCGGCCGCAGACACAGAGAGGAGAGUGAGCAGCUCGAGCCGGAGCUCAUCGCCAGACAGCGGUACCCUGCGGCGCUCAGGCGGCAAACACAAGCGCUUUGAGAUGACCGUGGGGACGGCCCGGCUGGUGUCAAAGCUGCAGGACAGGAGACGGGUGGACAGCAGUGAGGCCGACAAUGAGGGCGAGAAGUCCAGCUUGGAGCAGCCGGAAGCGGCUGAUGCCCCGGAUCCACUGGGAGAGUUGGAGGAUGAGCAGCGGCAGCAUCAGCACACAGUUAAUGCUGAACUGAACUCAAACCAGUCCAACAACGUGUGUCAAGAGCUGGUGGAUGGGCAGCGAGAGAAGCGGCGGGACAUCGAGAGGAUGCUGUAUGUGUCCCGUCAGCGGCAGAGCACCGAGGAGAGAGAGGUCCACUUUGUGUGAGGGAGGGAGAGGGGUCAGAGCAGGGAGAUGUACAGACAUAAUCCAAACACUGUCCACUUGUUAGCUGUCACCAUCGUGACUCAUUAGUGACUAACUGCAAGAUAUAAAGCAAAGAACAGAGAGAGACUCUGCCUGAUGCCUUGUCAACCACAUGCAUUUACAUAGAGCCUUUGACAUAGGCAACAAAAACAGAAAUUGCUGGAAAAGCUCAGCAUCUGUGAAGCGAAAUCAUUUUGACAUAGGACCUGGGCAGAGUAAAGAACACGCAGACAGGCUGCCUGGCACCUCAUGAACGAUAUCCAUUCAUAUAGCACCUUUGAUGCAGGGAAGUGUUCCAACAUAAACAACUAUGGACGCUGGGCAAAUCUAUAACAAAACAAAUUGUAAGGUGCUGGAGAAACUCAGCCAAUUUGGCAACAUCUGUGGAGAGAGAAAGAAACAUAAUUAAUAUUUUGAGUCCAAUGACCCUUGGUCAGUUCUGAUCAAAUCCCACAUCCAGACUCAAAACAUUAACUCUUUUUUUUCUCUCUCCUUGGAUGGUCCCAGACCUGCUGAGUUUCUCCAGCACUUGCUGGUCUUACUGAAGUAUUCCAAAGCACUGGCAGGGUGGCUAACAAUCCUUCUUGUAUAUUUUACAAACAGAUUUCUGUCCUAAAAGACUCCUUGGUGCAAUGUUUUCCAUCUUUUACCUCAAGCUUUUUUAUAUAUAUUGCAAUAUUAUAAAUCCCAAAAAAGAUUUAAAGAGUUUUGUUAACA